Molecule: messenger RNA, 1201 nt
Organism: Moneuplotes crassus
Lineage: Eukaryota; Ciliophora; Spirotrichea; Euplotida; Euplotidae
Source: the annotation of a GenBank genome assembly
AUGGAGCUGGAUGAGUACAAAGAAUUGAAAGAGCUUUAUUCAAGCCUUAUCAACUACAACUCUGAUAACGAAGACAACUGGACUAUUCUGACCAGGAUUAUCCUAGAUAAUCCAGAUUUUGUCAAAUAAUGCAGUAAGAAGCGCAAGAGAUGAACUCUUCCAUAUUACUGCUAAUAAAAAGUACAUGGAUAGAAAACAGCAGCAGGAAGAAGAGUUGAAGAUAUUGAGACAGAUCGAAGAUGAGCCUACUUUGAAGAAAUGAGCAACUAAUCGUCCUGAAAAAUUUGGCUCAAAGAGAAAUAAGAGAAAGCUCGAGCGUCUGAAGAACUUAGCAGAUGCUAAAAAAUCUAAUAUGCUAUCCUCUUGAUCACGUGUAAAUGAAGAGGAAAGUAGUAUGUUUAUAUCUCAGAAAUAAAGAGAAAUCUCUUCAUCAUAGUAGACAUAGAGGGAACACUAAAAGAUUAUUUCUUAAAAGAGAUCAGAAGUCCAAGCCAAAUAAUGAACAGAACUAUGAUCAACGCUCCAAUAGUCCCGAUCGUCUGAGGAAAGCUGUUUCACAGAAAGAGAUUCGAAACAAAGUCAAAAGAGUAUCUCAAAUAGAUACUCAAAAAGUGAAGAUAAAUACGAUCAAGAGAGGCCCUUUUCCAAGUGAAAGAUUAUACGAUGCAGAAAAAAUAAAAUCUUCACAACAAUCAGUAUCAAAAUUGCCAAGUUCAAGAGGAAGAAAUAACCAAGACGAUAGUCUUUAUAAAUACAUUGGAGCUCCUUACGACUCUUCAGGGAUCUUUAAGAAAGACAAGAGAUUGAAAAUGCCGAAUUUAUUCAAGUCUACCUCAAGGAAAUGAAGGAAAAAGUUUAAGAACUCCUUAAUGAAACAUGCAAAAUAUUUUGAAGGAAUGAAUCCAAAAAGUAGGCUGAGGUCUAGAGUUCUGAGCACGAGCCCUCAAAACAAUAGGAAUAAUACUACUGGACUGCUAUCUCCCAAGGUUAGAAAUAUUGGAUCUCAACAAGGUUCACCUACAGGACAACCUAAUAAACUAUCAGCUUAUUUAAUCAAAGUAUCAAACUUGGUUAAACUUCCCAAAGUGGAGAAUAGAACUAAGAAUAAGAGGAAGCCACAAGUCAGAGAGAAAGAAAAGUCCCAGUGAACCUCCCAGAUAAUCCAAGAAUAAAGAAGCAAGUUAUAUUAUCAGCCAUUUCA